AUGAAGUUCUCAUACGUCGCUAUUGGUCUCGGAGCUGCAUCCGUCGUAUCAGCUCAAGCUGCUUGUACUUCAGCUGUGUCGGCUGUGCCUACUUGUGGUGUUUCUUGCAUCAAUUCGGCGGUGGCGGCACAUUGUACAGGUACCAACAACUACGCUUGUGAAUGCGCACCUGCAACGUUCACUUCCAUCGAAAACGCCGCUGCUAAUUGUGUCAUCGGGGCUUGUGGAUUAAUCACUGCGACUGCCAUUGCUGCUGCCUGGUUGUCAUUCAAGGACUGGCACAAGGAUAUGAGAGAGUAUGGGAUGCUUCUGGCGGAAUGA
Messenger RNA from Sclerotinia borealis F-4128, 321 nucleotides. Lineage: Eukaryota; Fungi; Ascomycota; Leotiomycetes; Helotiales; Sclerotiniaceae. The record is from the annotation of a GenBank genome assembly.